GGGGGGUGCUGCUGAGCCCCGGACAGCUGGAGGGGGUAAACAGGGGAGGGGGCGGGGGGGCACGGCCGAGGCCCAGGCUGGGCCGCGCCUGAGGGGCCUCCCCACGCCCCGGCGGAGACACCCGGCGACAUCGGGGCCCGACUGGCACCUCACGGUCCGCUCCGUCCCGCUCUCCCCCCGCAUGGAUGGAGCCUCCCAACUUCCAGUGCCCGCUGCGCCCGCACCCGCGAGGCCUGACAGGUAAUUAAAUGCCCUCGGUGUGGCUCUCUGCUCUGUUGGCAUGCUUGGAUGCACAGAAGCUCUUCCCAUAGCUUCCUUUCGUCUGCCCCACUGCAAGAAGAUGGCAAAAGCAAACAUUACCAGAGACAUCAUCCACAGACAGAUCAAGGAGAGGGGUGCACUGGGCUUUGAACGACACUAUCACGUCACCGAUCCCUUCAUCCGACGCCUGGGCCUAGAGGCAGAGCUGCAGGGUCACUCUGGGUGUGUCAACUGUCUAGAAUGGAAUGAAAAAGGAGACUUGUUGGCCUCUGGCUCUGAUGACCAGCAUACCAUUGUCUGGGAUCCUCUGCACCACAAGAAACUCCUUUCUAUGCAUACAGGACAUACUGCAAACAUCUUCUCUGUCAAGUUCUUGCCACAUUCAGGGGACCGGAUCCUCAUCACGGGAGCUGCAGAUUCCAAGGUGCAUGUCCAUGACUUGACUGUCAAGGAGACCAUCCACAUGUUUGGAGAUCACACCAACAGAGUUAAACGGAUUGCCACAGCUCCCAUGUGGCCUAACACCUUCUGGAGUGCAGCAGAAGAUGGGCUGAUCAGACAGUACGACCUGAGGGAGAACAGCAAACGUUCAGAAGUCCUGAUAGACCUGACAGAAUACUGUGGGCAGCUGGUGGAGGCCAAAUGCCUGACAGUCAACCCCCAGGACAACAACUACUUGGCAGUAGGGGCAAGUGGACCCUUUGUGAGGCUCUACGACAUACGCAUGAUCCACAACCACAGGAAAAGCGUGAAGCAGAGUCCUUCUGCUGGAGUGCACACGUUCUGUGACCGACAGAAACCCCUCCCAGAUGGAGCAGCACAGUACUACGUGGCAGGGCACCUUCCAGUGAAGCUUCCAGACUACAACAACCGCCUGAGAGUUCUGGUGGCCACGUACGUCACCUUCAGUCCCGAUGGCACCGAGCUCUUGGUCAACAUGGGAGGGGAGCAGGUCUAUUUGUUUGAUCUAACAUACAAACAGCGACCGUACACUUUUCUCCUCCCAAAGAAGUGCCACACUUCAGGAGAAGUGCAGAAUGGCAAAACCUCCACCAACGGGGUGUCGAACGGCAUCCACCUCCACAGCAACGGCUUCCGCCUGGCUGAGGGCAGGGCACAUGGCAGUCCCCAAGUGGAGUUACCUCCAUAUCUGGAGAGAAUCAAGCAGCAAGCCAACGAAGCCUUUGCUUGCCAGCUGUGGACACAAGCCAUCCAGCUAUACAGCAAAGCAGUCCAGAAAGCCCCCAACAAUGCCAUGCUGUACGGAAACAGAGCUGCUGCCUACAUGAAGCGCAAGUGGGAUGGGGACCAUUAUGAUGCUUUAAGAGACUGCUUGAAGGCCAUAUCCUUAAAUCCAUGCCACCUGAAGGCCCAUUUCCGUCUUGCCCGCUGUCUCUUUGAACUCAAGUACGUGGCAGAGGCUCUGGAGUGUCUGGAUGACUUUAAAGGGAAGUUCCCAGAACAAGCCCACAGCAGUGCCUGCGAUGCGCUCGACAGAGACAUCAACGCAGCCCUGUUCUCCAAGAGUGAUAAUGCUGAAGACAAAAAAGGGGGUGGCCCCAUCCGGCUGCGAGCCACGGGCCGCAAGGAUUCCAUCUCUGAGGACGAGAUGGUGCUGAGGGAGCGCAGCUAUGACUACAAAUUCCGAUAUUGUGGCCACUGUAACACUACCACAGACAUCAAAGAGGCCAAUUUCUUUGGCAGCAAUGCACAGUACAUAGUCAGUGGGUCAGACGACGGCUCCUUCUUCAUCUGGGAAAAAGAAACCACCAACCUCGUUCGAGUGCUGCAGGGAGACGAGUCCAUUGUGAAUUGUCUCCAGCCUCAUCCCAGUUACUGUUUCCUGGCCACCAGUGGCAUUGACCCAGUGGUACGGCUGUGGAACCCCAGGCCAGAGAGUGAGACCCUUAAUGGGCGUGUGGUUGUGGACAUGGAAGGUGCUUCCCAGGCCAACCAGCGGCGGAUGAACGCGGACCCGCUGGAGGUGAUGCUGAUGAACAUGGGGUACCGGAUCACGGGACUGACCAGUGCUGGGGCUGGGGGCUCAGACGACGAGGACAGCUCAGAGGGGCAAGUCCAGUGCCGACCCAGCUAAAACAGAACUGCCUCUCCUUCCUCUCAAUGUUUGCAGAAAGGGAACCUCGUUUCCUUGGGCCUGAACUUUCUCUGAUGAGUGACUGCACUGUUUCGCACUAUGCACAGAGUAGGACAAGCUGGCAGGGGCAGGAGCGGCCGUCUCUAAACCAUCACCUCCUUCUUCUCCCGUCACGCUACCGAGCAGCAUGGCAGUGCAGUCUGGGGUUUGCCUUUAGUGGAAUUUAGUCCCAGCAGGGGUCUUUGAGUUGUCUGUAAGCAGUGUUAAGCUGGUGAUUUAUGUUUUAUUUCCAGAGCUGCUGUAUGGUGUGGUACAGGAGGAUGUUGCCUGCAUUUGUGCGUUUGCAGAGGGGACGUUAAAUUCCUGAGUAAUACACAAACCCAGGGCAGGGCUUCUGGAAUGAAUUUACUGCAGUGAUCCUGGUCUUGAAAGCUUGACUCUGCUUUUGUGCUGCCAGCCUGUCUAGAGGCCCCUAGUUUAGGGUUGUUGGCCAUGAAACACCUAUUUUGUCCCAUAGCAUCUUUCUUCUGCCUUCUGCCUCUAACAUGUUGUCACCAGAUGUAGCUGUGUUGUAUUAAGGACUGGAUGUUGCCUGUCUUGUCCCUGGGCAUCUGUCUUAGUUGAUGAAUCAGUGAAGGCACUGAAUAUGUGCAGCUCAACAGGGCAGGGUGUGCUUGCCCAGCUCUGAUACUUCCUUCCGUGGUCUGUGAACCCAUGGAGAAAGGUGAUAGCAAUGGGAGCAGGUUCAGUCAGAGGCCUGGGACUCAUGUAAGAGUCCCUGAGGAAAGGGGCUGUUCCAGAGCUUCUCUCUCCAUUGCCCAGAGUGUGUAUAGCUGUCUUCACCUUCCCCUCUCCAUGUCGCCUGUGCUGGAGCUGGGAACGUUGCCAUCGUGUGUACAUUGCAAGGAAAGUUUCGAGCUCUCAGACAGCAGCAUUUUUGUGCAGUCAGCUGCUCAGUCUUGGCCAAGGUGGGCCUGCUCCACCUCACUGCUGGUGUAGCAUCUGAUGGAUUCGUGGUCCUCUCAGGAACCCUCCUCCCUCUUCCCACUCUCCACACACUGACUCUGGCUGCGAGGUCAGGAGUCCACCUAGAAAUCCAGCACUGGACUUCCAUCCCUUCCCCUCUCACAUAACAGCCCUCUUUUUUUUUCCUCCUCUCACAGUUGCCAAACACUAAAUAUCAGAUAGAUCUUACACAGCUGUGCUACAACCCAAUCUGAAGAGGUUGUCUUUUUCUAGGACUAUCAACUAAGACCAAAGAGCCCCUGGAGAUCUCACUGCACUGCGCUGUCUCCUGUCUUUUACUGCUGAAGGUCUGAACCUGCCAGCCUCGGUCCCAGGGGUGUGAGGUGUGUGUCUGGGAGCGUGUGUGCCUGUGUGUGUGCUGCAUUAGGGCUGUUCUUCCAUGUGGUGCAAUCCCUGGUCUUCCUGUUUCUGCUGUGGAAAAAUGAGAGGCCUCCUUUUCCUUCUCUGGCCGCUUCUGGCUGCCAGGCGGUGAUGAGAUUGCGCAGUGCUGGCUGAUGAAGGUAACUGGCUUCCUCUCUCUUCCAGAACAGUCUUUAUGAGAUGAGGGAGCCCUGGGCAGGAGGGAGAGGGGUCACUGAGUCUCUCCAAGGACACUGUUCCCUGUGCAGAGAUCCCACACAGCCCCUUUGUAAUCACAGUGGAGCUCACUGGGCCCUGCCCCACAGACAGAGACAUCCAUCUGCUCUUUCGGGUGUGGGUGGAGCAGCCUUAGCAAAGCCCAGGCCUGUGGGAGUGUGGCUGCCAGCCCCAGGAACCCCUGGCUGCCCUUGGGCUCUGCUGCACAUUCACCCUCUGCCUCCUCCUGCCGAGGCAGAGCUCUCCUGGCACAGACUGGCACUUGCUGAGGCACCUUUGCCCGUUUCCACGCAGCACUGGCACGGGGGCUGGGGCUGCUUGCUCAGUGUUACCCCUCGGGCUGGGCACAAGCUCCCCCACCCCAAGUGUACCCUGGUACUCAAUGCUCUUCAAAACCCAGAGGCAACAGCAAAUUCUUCUCACUCGAGUGGCUCUCUGACAUGGUCUGGCCUUGUCUUUCUUUGCUUAAGGCUUUCCUACUAGACACAGACUCGUUUUUUUCCCCCUACUCCUCCCACUCAAACUUUUUUUUAUCUUUCAGUAGACAGUGUCAGCAGACUUUGAUUUUUAAAGCGAGAGACUGAGAUGGAAAGCUCUGAAGAGAAUAGACCUCUCCCUCCCCAUUCACCUUUUGCUGUGGCAGCUAUUUUUUGUUGUUUUUUUACCCUUGUGAGACAGUGUGACUCUUUUACCUGCCAGAUGCACGGUGAAAGCCACAAUAGAUUCCCUGCCUCUGCAGUGGAUUGCUUUUUUAAACAUCUGCUUUGGUUAAAGAAAGAGAAAUACUAAUGUGAGACAAGGGGAGGGGAAAGAAAAUCUCUCUGGCUCUGGCCCCUGUUGCCCCUUGUCGUGGGCAGAUCACCUGCUUCAUCCUUUGUUCAGGAGGAAUCUGUAUUUAUUGGUGAAGGAAAAAACAAGCUGGGGAAGUAGGGAGAAGAUGUGCUUUAUUGACCUCUGCUGUUUACUUCAACCCCCUCUUUGGGAAAGCUUCUUCCUGCUCUUUCUGAUUAACUCUUUCUAGCCUGGGAUGUGCAGGGAUGCCACCUUUAUUUUUGUAUUCCAGCAAUGGGCUCUCCAUGAGGAGACUCAGAGGGUUCUCUUGUUGCAAUGACCAUUGCUUCUCGCUUUCAGAAGUACUAAAGAUGAUCAUCUCAUAAACUUUGCCCCUGCAGUCGUAGAGGUAACACACAAGCCUUACUGUCCUCAUUAGAAGGAGCAGAAAACUUGUUUCUCUGGUCCCUGGAAGAGAAAGGGUUAAGCAAUUAAACAAUUCUUUGUUCUA
Molecule: messenger RNA, 5240 nt
Organism: Colius striatus (speckled mousebird)
Lineage: Eukaryota; Metazoa; Chordata; Aves; Coliiformes; Coliidae
Gene: WDTC1
Product: WD and tetratricopeptide repeats 1
Exons: 16
Coding region: 281-2356 (691 amino acids)
Biological process (GO): negative regulation of fatty acid biosynthetic process
Cellular component (GO): cytoplasm; Cul4-RING E3 ubiquitin ligase complex
Molecular function (GO): protein binding
Source: RefSeq, a predicted model, not a curated record